This is a messenger RNA of Aspergillus melleus, 909 nucleotides long. Its product is annotated as tryptophan 2,3- dioxygenase. Gene Ontology annotation, biological process: 'de novo' NAD+ biosynthetic process from L-tryptophan. The coding region runs from base 1 to 909 and encodes 302 amino acids. Gene Ontology annotation, molecular function: indoleamine 2,3-dioxygenase activity; heme binding; metal ion binding. Gene Ontology annotation, cellular component: cytoplasm. The transcript has 2 exons. The record is from RefSeq and is a predicted model, not a curated record. Lineage: Eukaryota; Fungi; Ascomycota; Eurotiomycetes; Eurotiales; Aspergillaceae.
AUGAUUGAAGUCUCAGCAUAUCUUGGAUUACCACCCGUUCCAACAUAUGCAGGACAAGCUCUGUGGAACUAUCGUGGACUCGGGGACGACAGGGCGUCUCUACAGAAGGGCUCUGUCCAAACGCUGGUGUCCUUCACCGGAUCCGCAGAGGAAGAUGGCUUUUUUGGCACCGUGCUGGCAAUUGAGGAGUGCGGGGCGCCAUUGAUUCCGACUAUGCUUCAGGCUGUUGAAGCUGCUUACAAUCAGGAUGCGGAACAGCUUAUUACAUACCUCGAGCGAGCGACCGUGACGUUGAACGACAUGACCUCCCUUUUACCGCGCAUGUACCAGCACUGCAGCCAGAACUUCUUUUACCAUAAACUCCGUCCCUUUCUUGAAGGGACGAAGAACCUGGCAUCCGUACGGUCCCUCGAAGGGGUCUUUUUCGAAGAGCAUGAUGGGGGCCGGUACCGCAAGUACUGUGGACCAAGCAAUGCCCAGAGCUCGCUUUUCGCUUUCGUCGACAUCAUUCUGGGCGUAAAGCAUGAAGAAAACCAAGGGUCAACCAAGACCGACUAUCUGAAGGAGAUGCGAUUGUAUAUGCCUCGAAAGCACCGCGAUUUCUUGGCCAAGGCGGAGCAGAUGCCCAAUAUAAGGGAGUAUGUCCGGUCAUGGUCGGAGAAUGUUCUGUUGACUGCAGCCUACGAGAAUUGUCUUACUGCACUCCUGCAGCUCCGGCAAGCCCACAUUCAGAUGGUGACAAGGUACGUUGUGGUCAUGGCAAAGCGCCAACCGUCCUCCAACAGGGCCAAGCUUGAUCCCACAGGUGCCAUGAGGAGUGCAGUGGGCGAAACUGGCACGGGGGGUACAAAUGCAAUUAAAUUUCUGAAGUCUGUUCGGGAUUCUGUAAUUCAGGCGAGAGAUGAUUAA